Molecule: messenger RNA, 360 nt
Organism: Populus nigra (black poplar)
Lineage: Eukaryota; Viridiplantae; Streptophyta; Magnoliopsida; Malpighiales; Salicaceae
Product: nuclear transcription factor Y subunit C-3-like
Exons: 1
Coding region: 1-360 (119 amino acids)
Biological process (GO): regulation of DNA-templated transcription
Cellular component (GO): nucleus
Molecular function (GO): DNA-binding transcription activator activity, RNA polymerase II-specific; protein heterodimerization activity
Source: RefSeq, a predicted model, not a curated record
AUGAGGCAAGCUGGGACAUACUCAGGAAUACUUUCUGGCGGUUUAUCUGGAAAAACUGGGCCUCACUCAUUGCCAUUGGCAAGAAUCAAGAAGAUCAUGAAGAAAUCCGGUGAUGAUGUGAAGAUGAUAUCUGGUGAGGCCCCAAUUGUGUUCUCAAAAGCAUGUGAACUCUUCAUCGAGGAGUUAACACAGAGGUCUUGGAUGAUCACCAUCCAAGGCAAGAGGAGGACACUUCACAAAGAGGAUGUGGCCUCUGCUGUUACAGCAACAGAUAUCUUUGACUUUCUUGUCAACUUGGUGUCUAAUUCCAGCCACUCCAUGGAUAUUAAUCCUGUGGAAAUCGAAACAACUAGCAAAUAA